Molecule: messenger RNA, 3347 nt
Organism: Haemorhous mexicanus (house finch)
Lineage: Eukaryota; Metazoa; Chordata; Aves; Passeriformes; Fringillidae
Gene: VPS36
Product: vacuolar protein sorting 36 homolog
Exons: 14
Coding region: 63-1292 (409 amino acids)
Biological process (GO): protein transport to vacuole involved in ubiquitin-dependent protein catabolic process via the multivesicular body sorting pathway
Cellular component (GO): late endosome membrane; ESCRT II complex
Molecular function (GO): phosphatidylinositol-3-phosphate binding; ubiquitin binding
Source: RefSeq, a predicted model, not a curated record
AGCCGCACACGGUCCCUGCACGCCCAGCGGCCGCGGCCCGGUGCGGGAGGGGAAGGGAGGCCAUGGACAGGUUCUCGUGGACCACCGGGCUGCUGGAGCUGGGAGAGACGCUGGUGAUCCAACAGCGUGGCGUGCGCCUCAGCGACGGGGAGGAGAAGGUGAAAUUCGAUAGUGGAGUUUUACUGCUGAGCACACACAGACUGAUCUGGAGGGAUCAGAAGAAUCAUGAGUGCUGCAUUGCUGUACCUCUGUCUCAGAUUGUAUUUAUUGAAGAGCAAGCAGCUGGGAUAGGAAAGAGUGCCAAAAUAGUAGUUCAUCUUCAUCCUGCUUCUUCAAACAAAGAGCCUGGUCCAUUCCAAAGCAGCAAAUAUUCCUACGUUAAGCUUUCUUUCAAAGAACAUGGGCAGAUUGAGUUCUACAGACGAUUAUCAGAAGAAAUCACACAAAGGAGAUGGGAGAGCAUGCCCACUGGUCAGGCCAUGCAAGUUAACAAGGAUUCACAGGCAGGAAGAAUAAGGGCUGUAGGAAUUGUAGGUAUUGAAAGGAAAUUAGAAGAAAAAAGAAAAGAGACUGACAAAAACAUUUCCGAGGCUUUUGAGGACCUUAGCAAACUAAUGGAGAAGGCUAAGGAAAUGGUGGAAUUAUCCAAGUCAAUAGCCAACAAGAUUAAAGAAAAACAAGGUGACAUCACUGAGGAUGAGACCAUUAGGUUCAAGUCCUACCUACUGAGUAUGGGUAUAGCUAAUCCAGUUACGAGGGAAACAUAUGGAUCUGGUACACAGUACCACAUGCAACUGGCAAAGCAACUGGCUGGAAUCCUGCAGACACCCUUAGAGCCACCUGCAGGUAGAGAUUAUGAGGUUCCUGGGCUGUUUCUCUCACCAGUCUUGUGCUCGUUAACACAGGAGCAAGGGGGGAUCAUGUCUCUGACAGAAGUGUACUGCCUGGUGAAUCGUGCCCGAGGGCUAGAGCUGCUGUCACCAGAAGAUUUAGUAAAUGCCUGUAAAAUGCUGGAAUCACUGAAAUUACCACUAAGGCUUCGGAUAUUUGAUAGUGGUGUGAUGGUGAUUGAACUUCAGUCUCAUAACGAAGAGGAAAUGGUAGCUGCUGCUUUAGAGACAGUAUCUGAAAAGGGUUCUCUCACAGCUGAUGAGUUUGCUAAGCUGGUGGGGAUGUCUGUUCUCUUAGCCAAAGAAAGGCUGCUUCUUGCUGAAAAGAUGGGCCAUCUUUGCAGAGAUGAUUCAGUGGAAGGCUUGAGAUUCUACCCAAAUUUAUUUCUGACACAAAGCUAAUACUAUUUGUGUACAAUUUGUUAUGUAAUAAUUGAACAAGAGAGCAGAAUCCUUCCAAGAACUGACUUUAAAAUUCUUAUUUCGUUAGUCAACUGCAAAAGACAUGAACAUUGCAAUGCGCUUUUACAGUUCUCAGGUAUUUCAAGUGCUGAAUCGUCUUACAUGGAACUGCAAGGAAAUAGAAAUCACAGAGUCAGAAGCAUGUCUGUCGUCUCAAGACAACUCACUCAUUUUCCAAGUUUUAUUUGAUGUGCUGUGUAGUUUCUCCUUUCAAGAGAAGAUUCCACACCAGUGAAAGUGGAGAGAAUAUCGCUCUAGAGUGCUGUGAGGGUCAGCACCCAGAAGCCAGGUUACUGCAUACUCCAAUUCCAGUUUGCUUAUGUCUGAAGCAACAAAGCCGACAGAUGUAUCCACAGUGAUAAGAAACUGGUGUGUACUGAGGUAUAAGGAACAAACUAGCGUAGAAUAACCCCUACUCCCAGUUUUCUGAACAGUUUUCUAAGGGAGGAUCUUGGGGUUCUAGAAUUUGAGACAGAAAGAACCUGCUGCAAGAGAGAUUACUAUAUGUCAGGCGAAUCUAGAAAUUACCGUGUUUAUUUGGUUGUGUCUUACACUAAAAUCUCAGCUAGAAGCAUUGUUAGUACAGACUUCCUCCCUUUUCUUUCCUUGCCAUCUUCCUUCCUGUCCAUUUAUGUUGCACUUUGGGUGCCCCUUCUCUGUCCUUUCUGUAGCAGAGUGGAGCAGUCUCCUGUCACUUUACCAGACUCUGUGCUUUAAUGUGCUUGUGUUUUAUCUUGUACUUCUAACAAAAGAUCAUUUGUUUGUUUCAUCAGCCUAUUACAUGUUUUGGGGAAACAGUUCAUUUGCUUACCUCUCAUAUGUGAAAAUUAAUAUGUUUUCUAUAUUGAAGGGAGGAAGAAGACUAUCACCCUGUGUUUAAUAAUCACAAGGUAUCAUUGUUUGGUAUUCUUCACCCUGUGUUCACACUGAAUGCAAUAUGAUAGCCUCGGUUUUCAUAACUCCAGUGGAGUUGCUACACUACUUGAACAUCUGUCAUGAUAAAAACAGUUAAGUGGAUGUUUAUGAUCCACAUUACCUGAAUUUUUGGCAUUUUGAAAUGACUAUUUUUAAUAAAUGAAGUUAAUUUAAGGUAUGGGCAAGGACAUCAGACAGAUUACUACACUGUGGUUGUGAUGGCCAGAUCAAUAUUACAAGAAAGGACAAAAAGGCUUUUAAUAUGAGCCUGAAGAUAUUUUCAGAACUAUUUCAGUGUUACCAUAGCAUGAGUUAAGACAUGAGUUAAGACUCUACCAAUAGUUCAGUGCAGAGAUUCCUACAGUGAUCCUGCCUGUGGCUUGUAGGAUGUUCUUUAUAUCCAGGGGAUUGCAUUCUCUUACUCUUGUCACAAGCAAACUUUCAUGCAGUGCUUUCUUUAAGGCAGCUUUCCUCUGCUCCACGAGGGUGCUAAAACUUACCUCUUUGACAUGGCUGAAGGACCCAGUUCCACACUAUUAUUACAGUGUUAGUCACCUGGUGUCAUCUCUUCAGGAGCCUUACAGCUUGCUGCUUUCCUUCAUCCUCCCCACAACCCGAAGGAGAGAUCCAUGCCAAGUACACUGAGCACCACAUAUCUAAGGAGGGGCUGAAAAGUGAGAAAUUUGGAAGCAAAAAGCUGUUUUGUGACAACUGUCUCUUUUGCCCAAUAAAAGCCUGUCAUGGAAGGCCGGUGGUUUGUGGGCCUGAACCUCUCCCCACAAGGGGGCACGUCAUGUGCAGGAAGAACAAAACCUGAGAGGAAAUGCCAAGUGUAAACUGCCAGCCUCUGUUCCUCCAACCCUGAGUGUUUCAUUAUCUUACUUAAGCAAUAAUAAUACAGCCUAUUUAGAAUAAUGGUACCUUCUCAAACUUUUCUUUUCCAAGACUUUUUCCUUGAAUUUGUUUUUCCUCCAGACAAAAAGGCUAUAGGGUAAAUUGUGUUGCUGGUUUAGAAUUUGAACAGACACAUGAGAAAAUGGCUACUAGAAAGUAAGAAAAAUUAAAACAUUUUCUUAAAUA